AUGGAGUCACCGGGCUCGCCCCUCUCCGAGCAUAGUGAGGAUGAGUUCCAGUAUAAUGAUGAUACCUACCAUACGAGGUUCGGCGGUUCCCCUUCUCCAAGCACAGAAAUGGGCUCCUCAGCUCGGCCCUCAAAACGGCAAAAGACAGGUCCGAAUACGCACCGAGAAACUUCUGGCAUUCCGUCAUCAAGCCACCACCUAGCUCCGAGUUCCGGCGCGUUUGACGUCCUUCCAACGGCAGCGGCCGUCCCAGACGAAGACGAAGACAUCUCCUCCGACACCGACGGCUCCGUCCCCGGGUCGCCACACUUGGCUUCGGCCGCCGCGUUGCCGGGGGACGACGACGAUGGCGGAUUCGGUCACAAGGGCGAGCAGAUCAGCUUCUGUCGGUGGGAGGGCUGCGAAGCAGGCGAAAUGGGCAACAUGGACUUGCUGGUGCAGCACCUCCACGACGAGCACAUCCACGCCCGGCAGAAGAAGUACAGCUGUGAAUGGGCCGAUUGCUCGAGAAAGGGGAUUCCGCACGCGAGCGGCUACGCGCUCAGAGCACACAUGAGAAGUCAUACGCGAGAGAAGCCGUUCUACUGCACCCUUCCUGAAUGCGACAGGUCCUUCACCCGCUCGGACGCGCUGGCGAAACACAUGCGCACCGUCCACGAGACGGAGGCUCUGCGUCCUUCUGAUCCAGUCCCCAAACACCACUCUUCGAACCCUCAAAACAAGAACCAGAAGCUGCGCCUCACAUUCAAAGCGAUCGGCAGCAAUGGCGUCUCCGGUGCGGGAGGCCCAGGCUCGGACGCUGGUAGCAAAUCUGCGGUAGGCUCCGUCCCCGCCAGCCCAAUGGCGGCUCCCAGUAAUUCGGCCACCGUGGACGAGGAGUACGAACAUAACAACGUGAUCUUCACUCCGGCAACUGGGUCUGCCGCAGGCAAAGGGGCAGUGGAGCGGCAAUUUCCAGCCGCCAUAGACUUCACUGAAGAGGAACUUGCGUUGCCGCCCGGUGAGCUUUACAAGGUGCUCAUGGCGCAAAUCAAGUGGGCGAGCGAAGAGGGCGAGAAGCUGCGGCGGGAGGUAGGCGAGUUGGAUCAGAGGAGGAAGAGAGAGUGGAAUGCGAAGGAGCUCGCGCUCGAGAAUGUCAUGGAGGCCGAGGCAGCAGACAUGGAGAGGAGGCUGGGGAGGAAAGGAAGAGAGGUGGUACCGGACGAGGCGGCACUUAUGAAGAUUGUAGGCGCGGACGUCACGAGACUGGAUAUUCCUCCUAGAGACGGCAAAACGCUUUGGUGGAGGGAGGAGAGAAAAGAGACAGCAGAAGCCAUGGAGGGAAUCGAGGAAGCCAAGGUUUAG
Verruconis gallopava is the source of this 1344-nucleotide messenger RNA. RefSeq lists its product as uncharacterized. The transcript has 2 exons. The record is from RefSeq and is a predicted model, not a curated record. Gene Ontology annotation, cellular component: nucleus. Gene Ontology annotation, molecular function: DNA-binding transcription factor activity, RNA polymerase II-specific; RNA polymerase II cis-regulatory region sequence-specific DNA binding. The coding region runs from base 1 to 1344 and encodes 447 amino acids. Gene Ontology annotation, biological process: regulation of transcription by RNA polymerase II. Lineage: Eukaryota; Fungi; Ascomycota; Dothideomycetes; Venturiales; Sympoventuriaceae.